GUCGAUCGGUGAAUGAAACAAGGAAGACAGCGAGAGAGAGAGAGACAGAGAGAUGCAUUUGAGCGAGAACGAGGGGAUAGAAGGAAAGAUCUUCGUGGUGACUGGAGGAUUAGGGUUUGUGGGGUCUGCACUGUGCCUGGAGCUUGCAAGAAGGGGCGCUCUCCAGGUUCGAGCUUUUGACAUUCGAAAGGCUACUACUUCUGCCGCCCCUGACCUCCAUCAUAAGGGAGUCCAAUUCAUCCACGGUGAUAUCACCUGCAAACAAGAUGUUCAACGGUCAUUGCGUGGGGCUGAUUGUGUUUUUCACCUUGCUUCAUAUGGUAUGUCUGGAAAAGAAAUGCUCCAAUAUGGUCGGGUUGAUGAAGUAAACAUAAAUGGAACUUGCCAUAUCUUGGAAGCUUGUGUUGAGUAUGGGAUCAAGAGGCUUGUUUAUGUGAGCACCUACAAUGUUGUGUUUGGAGGGAAGGACAUUGUCAAUGGCAAUGAAACUUUACCUUAUCUCCCUCUUGAUGAUCAUGUUGAUCCAUACAGCCGCUGCAAAUCAAUUGCUGAACAAUUAGUUCUAAAGAGCAAUGGGCGUCCUUUCAAAAAGAAGAAUGGGACUCUCUACGCCUGUGCAGUUCGUCCAGCUGCUAUCUAUGGGCCAGGUGAAGAGAGACACCUCCCUCGGAUUAUAAGUCUUGCAAAGUUGGGUCUGCUGCCAUUCAGAGUUGGUGAAGCACGAGUGAAGACAGACUGGGUUUAUGUAGAUAACCUUGUGCUGGCCUUAAUAUUGGCCAGCAUGGGACUAUUGGAUGACAUCCCCCAGAGAGAAAAGCGGCUAAUAGCUGGUGGUCAGGCAUACUUCAUUUCAGAUGGGUCUCCUGUCAACAGCUUUGAGUUCAUCCAACCACUACUCCAGAAGCUAGAUUAUGACCUUCCACAGGUGUGGUUGGCUGUCCCCCAUGCUCUUCUUGUGGGAAAGAUAUUCUGGGUAGUCUAUAUGGUCUUAUAUCCAUGGUUGAACAGAUGGUGGCUUCCACAACCACUGAUCCUGCCAGCUGAAGUGUACAAGGUUGGUGUAACUCAUUACUUCUCAUUCCUAAAAGCAAAGCAAGAGCUUGGCUAUGCCCCUGUGGUGAGUCCUCGGGAGGGCAUGGCUGCAACCAUCUCAUACUGGCAGGAGCGGAAAAGGAGAAGCCUUGAUGGGCCUACAAUAUAUGCAUGGCUGUUUUGUAUAGUUGGGAUGGCUUGGCUAUUUGCAGCUGCAUACUUGCCCGAUUUUGGACCUGUCCCGCUGUUGAGAGGUUGCGGUAUCUUCUUCUUCCGGUCAAUUUCAACAAUGAGAAUGGUUUUCAUUUUAUCGACAGCAGCUCAUAUUGGUGAGGCCAUGUACGCAUGGCGGCUGGCCAAAAAAGUGGAUCCUUCUAAUUCAAGAGGCUGGUUCUGGCAGACUCUUGCUCUUGGGAUUUUUUCAUUGCGUUUUCUGUUGAAGAGAGCCAGAAAUUAAGUUGGAGCAUCUAUCUAUAUAUAUAGGCAACGGGCAAUUUACUGUUGCACAAAGGAGAUAGUAGCCCAAUGAAAGCUUGAUCUUCUGUUUUGAAAUGUUGUCAGUUUAAGUCCCUAGAAGUUACAUGAAUAUCCUUUUGAAUUUUGAGUUUAUGCAAAAUUUAGUUUUCGUUCUUUUUA
Messenger RNA from Diospyros lotus (date-plum), 1668 nucleotides. RefSeq lists its product as uncharacterized. Gene Ontology annotation, molecular function: 3-beta-hydroxy-Delta5-steroid dehydrogenase (NAD+) activity. Bases 53 to 1489 code for a protein of 478 amino acids. The transcript is spliced from 5 exons. Gene Ontology annotation, biological process: steroid biosynthetic process. Lineage: Eukaryota; Viridiplantae; Streptophyta; Magnoliopsida; Ericales; Ebenaceae. The record is from RefSeq and is a predicted model, not a curated record.